GCCAAAGUGGGAUUGCUUUAUUAUGACGCACCAUUUCUGCUUUCUCCCACCAUACACCAAAACGUAAAAAAAAAACAAGAUCUGGGCGUUAACCGCGCCGCGACGAACUCCCCGUUUGUACCAAAUUUGGGCUUGUUCUUCAAUCGCUUUAUGAGAAGUCAUUCUCUUCCUGAAAAAUUUAAUUUUCUAUCAGGUGAGAUCCCUCCUCUGGACAUAAAGGGACAACAUGUUUGUCCUUAAAAAUGUUGGCAAGCUUAUCUUCGGCACCGGCAGCCAAGAAUCCAUGAUCGAGCUGCCUCAAGGUCAACUCUACCUAGUUCGACCUCUAUCGCCCAAAGGAUACUCUGAGCUGAUUUUCAAGGACGCUACCGCUAGGAUUCGUCGUACUGGCCAAGAUUUCCAGUACCAACUGGUCGUACAAAGAGUUUACGAAGAGGGCGAAGCUGAGCUAGCAGACGACGAAGGCGAAGACGAAGAGCUUAACGCACUAGCCGCCGAGCGUGACGAGAAGACCUUUUUACUCGACGAGGCUCUCCACUUCCGUUUUGAGGCUAGAGAAGGAUCGGAGAAAGUUCUCGCUUGGAAGGACUUAAGCGGAGACGUUGGUGACGUUUACGAAUUCGUCUGCGAUCCUUCGACUAAAUCUGCCCAAGUUGAGGCAUUCGAGCGCAUCGCAAGACAGUGUCAGUACGAGCGCAAGUACCGAAAACCUCACUCUACUGCGUCUACGGCCGACCUCGAACAAUUUGUUUUUGAAGAGCAGCCCAUUCCUCAGGCUAGUCCUAUCCAUAGCCCAACGCUCGCAAGAUCAAUCGACUCCUCCGACGCCAUGUUCCAACUAAAGAGCGAAGCUAACGCCGGUACCAAGCGAGGUAGUAUACCAUCCGCAGCUUCUGUACUUGCGGAGCCUGAGCCUGAGACCUACGAAGAAAGAGAAGUUGAGACACAGCAUGCUAAGCAGGCAGGGCCCCCGCAGCCCCCAGUCCAACCCGAACCACUGGAGAUAUUUGCGAUGGAAAUCGGAGAGCUGCACUUCUUCGAUUUCCCUUCCGGCGCAUUUGUCCUUCAGGAUUCGUCCGUCACAGCUCAAGUGUCGGAUAUUGGUAACUGGAACUACUGGCUGCAUAUUGCUAGUGCGGAUCGCCAGUGGAUUGGUAUUCCGGUCGUUGCUGAUAUCAACCCGGUGUUUAACUUUGAGUUUCUAUCUUUCAUCUUCAACCAAUUUACCGAGGAUGGCUCUGCUUAUUCCUGGCUAUUGAGAUUCAAGGAUAACAAGACCCUUGAAAGAUUCCAGGAUGGUCUAAUGAGAGCACUCUGGGAGCAGCUGAACGAAGUCAAGUGGAACAAGGUCAAGGAGCAGGAUCGUCAGUAUGUCUUAGAUGCUUUCGAGGACCUAAAUAUGGAGGAUGCGCCGAUAGAAGAAGAGGAAGAAGAACUCGAAGCCGAAGAACCUGAAGAGGAUGAUGCGCCACAGAGCGAACAUUAUGAUAGCGAAGAGGAACAAGACGAUGUCGAGACUCAGCCUAAGGACCCUCAUACGAAUUCCGCUUUGGCAGUUGGGUACAAGCACGAUCGUUCCUUCGUCGUCAGAGGUCCUAGAAUUGGCGUAUUCAAGCAUACUCCUAAAAAUCACUUGGAAUUCACAACCAAUAUCUCUAAGGUCGAGACUCCACAGGGCAAAUCCUUCGUUCCCAAGAAAGUCAUGUUACACAAUGAGGAUCGCAACCUAAUCCUACAGAACGACACAGAUCCCAACAAACUUUAUCGCAUGGAUCUCGAGUACGGAAAGGUCGUUGAUGAAUGGAAGGUUCAUGACGACAUUCCCGUUGUCACAUUUGCGCCGGAAAACAAAUUUGCGCAGAUGACCCACGAACCUACUUUCCUUGGUAUUUCUCGCAACGCCUUAUUCCGAGUUGACCCUCGUCUGUCCGGAAACAAGCUGGUCGACUCUCAGCUCAAGCAAUACGUGUCAAAGAACGAUUUCUCUGCGGUAUCUACCACGGAAAAAGGAUACGUAGCCGUCGCCUCCAACAAGGGUGACAUCCGACUUUUUGAUCGCCUCGGUAUUAACGCGAAGACUGUAAUCCCGGCCCUGGGCGAGCCUAUAAUCGGCCUCGAUGUGUCUGCAGACGGUCGUUGGGUACUUGCAACCUGCCGUACGUAUCUACUACUCAUCGACGCGUUGCAAAAGUCUGGCAAGAAUGAGGGUAAACUUGGCUUUGAGAAGCCAUUUGCCGCGGAUGCUAAACCUCAACCUCGUCGUCUGGCAUUGAAUCCUGAGCAUGUGGCUCAAUUCCAUCACGAAACUGGAAAGGGGGUCUCAUUCACUCCUGCUCGGUUCAACACAAGCAAGACAAACGGCGAGACAUCCAUUAUCACCGCAACUGGCCCAUACAUUGUCGACUGGAAUCUUGAAAAGGUCCUUCGUGGCUCAAAGGCACCAUACAUCAUCAAACGUUACGAGGACACUGUCAAGGCCGAUGACUUCAAGUUCGGCACCGACCAGAACGUUAUUGUUACCUUACCAAAUUGGGUAAACAUGGUUGGCAAGCAGCAUCUCAAGAAGCCUACGAGGGAGAGUAUUGCUGGCGAUUUCCAACGACUGGGCACACCGAGUCGAAGUUCGGGACGCGUCGGCACACGGGCGAGCGGUCGCUACAAGCUCGGUAAAGAUGAUGUGGUUAACUCACCUUACUGAGUUUGUGCUUCCGAGCAAAUGCCAAAUGGAUGAUUUCGCAAUUGAGUUAUUUGUUAUUCCCAGGUUAUACUCGUGUUGAGGGCAAGAUCGCACUUUUCCUACAAUACAUACCCCAGUGGCGUUCGGGAGGAGACGGAAACUGGUGUUUAUCCACUCACCUGAGGCGAGCCAUUUUUGCUUAAGGUGAUACCUGGUUCUCAUCACACGAUAUUAGUGAUUUCACCUUAGUUAGGUAGGUAGGUGCCUCUUAGGUACCUAGUUAGUAAUUUACUCUAUCGAUAUUCCG
Molecule: messenger RNA, 2984 nt
Organism: Daldinia vernicosa
Lineage: Eukaryota; Fungi; Ascomycota; Sordariomycetes; Xylariales; Hypoxylaceae
Product: VID27-domain-containing protein
Exons: 2
Coding region: 227-2698 (823 amino acids)
Cellular component (GO): nucleus; cytoplasm
Source: RefSeq, a predicted model, not a curated record